AUGACUUCGGCUUAUGGCCAAGCAGUUUUGAAUGAAGACUCUACCGGGAGGGACUAUUCCAGUUCCUUGCCAUACAUUCCACUGAUUCGCAACCUCCCCAAUGGUAGAGUUGUGAAAAUUGACUUCAUCCGCAAUCAGCACGACAUCGCUGCAGUGAGGACAUUACUGAACGAUGUGAUCAAAGAGGGAAUGUCAUGGCCUUUUGAAAGGCCCCUCACUGACUUUGAGUUUCGAAGCUACUUUUUCUCCCACACGGCUCUCGUCGCGCGAAACAGCAGCGGCGCUGUCAUCGGAGCCUUCUAUUGCAAGCCCAAUUUUCCUGGGCGGUGUGCUCAUUAUUGCAAUGGAGGCUUUAUCACAGACCCUGGCUACCGACGCCAAGGUGUGGCCUCACUGAUGGGAACUGUCUUCCUGCAAGUCGCAAAAGACCUUGAGUUUAAGGCUGUUUUGUUUAAUCUUGUUUUCUCAUCGAACGUGGCCAGCCUUCGGCUUUGGGAAAAGCUUGGGUUCAAGAAGCUAGCGCGCCUUCCGCGUGUAGGAAACCUACGGGAAGGCUAUUCAGAUGCUAUUCAGUACUAUUAUGAUCUGGAGAAUGGCUGCCGAGAGCAACGUACUAACUUUCGUUCAAAACUUCGGAGAGCACUUCCACAGGUUUCUCUCGUAGUGGUUGCAUUUCUCGCCGGGAGGCUGUCGGCUACCAUAUCGACAUGAACCAGUACUUCUUCACCUGCACCAGGUGUGACAAUGCUGAAGUUUGGGAUCAUUAAAGCCGAAAGGGACGGAAGCGUUCGCUACUAAUCGAUUAUGGAA
Molecule: messenger RNA, 810 nt
Organism: Chondrus crispus (carragheen)
Lineage: Eukaryota; Rhodophyta; Florideophyceae; Gigartinales; Gigartinaceae
Product: N-Acyltransferase
Exons: 2
Coding region: 1-711 (236 amino acids)
Molecular function (GO): acyltransferase activity, transferring groups other than amino-acyl groups
Source: RefSeq, a predicted model, not a curated record